GAAGCGGUGCUCUCAUCAUGGCGGGAUGCAUGAAAAUGCUAAAAGGUUCCGUCUCUAUAAGCGCUAAAUUAAUGGUUUUCGUGGUGCUGCUAACCUCUUUCCCUCAAACCUCACACCAGGAUACGGGUAACAAACUUCCAGUAACUGAUCUGCGUGAUGGAGCAGAGUAUGUUAUGUCAGGGCCCAACCGGUUCUGUUACAAAAACUCCAUUGUGCCAUCCUGGAGGCAAACAUGGACAAGAAUUCAGAUCAAAGUGUCGAGUUCAAACGUGUUCAAGGUGGAAACUGUGGAAGGUGAGGAGGAGCUGCAGGAGCUGGAGCGCUUCAGUUUCUGGGGCUGGUUUCAGAGCAUGUUACGUGAGCGGCACAAUGAAACCACCAUCAACAUCAGCCUGUUUAGCAAGAAGACAUGCUUCAAGAUCGAUCCGAGUGAAAAAACUCAGUACACUAUCAAGCCCAUUCGCAAGUUUGAUAUCUAUCUGUUUUUGGUUUUCCUCUCUGGGGCAUUGUUGUUUGUCUUUGCAGACUCACUCAGCAGGAGUCAGGUUUUCUACUACUCUGCUGGUAUGAGCUCAGGCAUGAUCGCCUCUCUCAUCAUCCUCUUCUUCAUUCUGGCACGCUUUUUGCCAAAGAAAAGCCCUUUUUAUUUGUUGAUUGUUGGCGGCUAUUCAUUCUCUUUGUACGCCAUGCAGCUCGUCUGCAGGAACCUCAGCACAAUUCUGCGAGAACACUGGCACAUGGUUUUAGGCUAUGUAGCGGUGGUGGGAUUCAUCAGUUUUGCUGUGUGUUACCGUUACGGUCCUCUGGUGGACGAGAAGAGCAUUAACAUCUUGUCGUGGACACUGCAGCUGUUUGGCCUGCUCCUGAUUUACUUCGGAAUCCAGAUUCAGCAAGUUGCAUUCGCUAUCAUCGUGGCAGCUUUGUUCUCCAAAAAUCUGGAGUACCCAGUCUCUAUGGUAGUCAGUGCGUGGAGGAAAAUCAGACAGUAUAUUCACUGGAGGCCAGAGCCACGUCGCCUGCUGACUGAGGAGGAGUAUCAGAAGGAGGGGGAGGAAGAGACUCGACGUGCUUUGGAAGAGCUGAGGAAGUACUGUAACAGCCCAGACUUCAGCCCGUGGAAGGCAGUGUCAAGGCUUCAGUCCCCGAAAAGGUUUGCUGAUUUUAUUGAAGGGUCACCUCACUUGAUGCCAAAUGAGGUGUCCGUCCACGCUCAGGAAUAUGGUUUUGGGGGAUCGUUUUUUGAGGAUGAAUUUUUUGACACUGACGACGAGGACGAGGUCGAGGACACAAAGCCCAUGAUGAAACCAGAGUGAGAGAGAGCACAGUGUUGGAGAUGUAUU
Molecule: messenger RNA, 1340 nt
Organism: Toxotes jaculatrix (banded archerfish)
Lineage: Eukaryota; Metazoa; Chordata; Actinopteri; Toxotidae
Gene: nemp1
Product: nuclear envelope integral membrane protein 1
Exons: 9
Coding region: 18-1313 (431 amino acids)
Cellular component (GO): nuclear envelope
Source: RefSeq, a predicted model, not a curated record